Dunckerocampus dactyliophorus (ringed pipefish) is the source of this 1239-nucleotide messenger RNA. It is a transcript of the gene serhl, whose product is annotated as serine hydrolase like. The transcript has 12 exons. Bases 148 to 1122 code for a protein of 324 amino acids. The record is from RefSeq and is a predicted model, not a curated record. Lineage: Eukaryota; Metazoa; Chordata; Actinopteri; Syngnathiformes; Syngnathidae.
UGUCACGAGGUAAAACUAACCCGGAAGAGGACCGUAUAGGGCGAAGGCGGCAUUUCACCCAGAAGUUGGCGUAAUUGUUCUGUUUUUGUUCAGCGUUUUCUCGUCUUAAAUAAAUUAUGUGCUGAGCAAAGCUGUAAGUGUUCUCCGAUGUUCCGAGUUUUAAAAAACGUCAGAAACCUGUCGACCGCUGCAAUGACACAAACGGAACUCUCUCUACCAGUUCCCUGGGGAGAAAUCAGAGGUAAAAUUUGGGGUCCUGAUGAUGGCCGUCCUGUGUUGUGCCUGCAUGGCUGGGCUGACAACUGUGGCACCUUCAACACUCUUAUUCCACUUCUACCCAAAGAGUGCCAAUACGUGGCGGUGGACCUGGCAGGUCACGGUCAGUCCUCACAUCGUCCUCCUGGGGUCUUUUACGCCUUUUCUUCUUAUGUGGCUGAUAUUCGCAGAGUUGUAGAUGCUCUCCGCUGGAGCAGAUUCUCCAUCCUGGGCCACAGUAUGGGUGGUAAUAUCGCUGGGAUGUUUAGUGCUCUUUUUCCUGAGAUGGUGGAAGCUGUCGUGUUGUUGGACUCUUAUGGAUUCCUACCUACAGAUCCGAAAGAAUUGUCGACAGUGAUGCGGAAAGGGAUGGAAGAUAUGCUUCAGUUUGAAAAGAAUCCUGAAAAGAGCGAGAGAGUUUACACCUAUGAGAAAGCAGUUGAGAGAUUGUUAGCUGCAAACCCGAUGUUGUCUGAGGCAUCUGUCUGCACCCUUUUAGAACGUGGUCUUGUUCAAGUUGAAGGAGGAUUUGUAUUUUCGCGUGACUUCCGUAUUAAUCUGAAAAACAUAGCUCGCAUCAGCUUGGAGCAGAGUCUGGAGCUGCAGUCGAAGAUACAAGCCUCAGUUCUGGUGGUCCUAGCGGAUGAAGGCUUUGAGAAAAUAUUUGCAGAAGCAGAUCAAAAGAAAUAUACAUCAGUGCUUCUGCAGGGCUUUAGAUACCAAAAUCACUCUGUGGUGACAGUACACGGAGGCCAUCACGUACAUCUGAAUAACCCCGAAGUUGUCGCUCCGUUGGUGUCUGAAUUCCUCCACAACAAAGUCUUGUCGUCCCCAGUCAGAGCAGACGAACUCUCUCCUAAGCUGUAGGAAGAACACAUUACACUGCUUAUUUCAACAUUUGUUAAUAAGGUGGACCUUACUUCUCAUCUACUAGUUGCAUGUUACUUGCUUGACUUGAAUUUUUAACUGUUUAAUAAAUUUGAA